This is a messenger RNA of Scylla paramamosain (green mud crab), 5658 nucleotides long. Its product is annotated as rhomboid-related protein 2-like. Gene Ontology annotation, molecular function: serine-type endopeptidase activity; calcium ion binding. Bases 202 to 1326 code for a protein of 374 amino acids. Gene Ontology annotation, cellular component: membrane. Lineage: Eukaryota; Metazoa; Arthropoda; Malacostraca; Decapoda; Portunidae. The record is from RefSeq and is a predicted model, not a curated record. The transcript is spliced from 8 exons.
GGGCGGGAAAACCAAAAGAAAACUGGUGAUAAGAAGAGAUAUGUCAGGCGGUUAAUUUAGGAAGUGACUCAUAUCCUCAUGUUGUGCCUUCCUGUCUUAUAAUCUGUGUUUGUAUCACUUAUCCGACGUCACACUGUGGGGAAAGUUAUCACUGCGACAGCCUUGCGUGGCAGAGGUGAGGCCGGGACAGGGGCAGCAGUCAUGUCUCGGUCAGGGAGGAGCAGUGGGAAGUAUGACCCAAUCAACUGGCAUGAAAUAUUUCAACGGAUUGACCAGGAUGGUGAUGGGUUCAUCUUACGAUCUGAGCUGCGGCGGUACCUCCUCGCCACGCCGGUCAGCGAGGUGCCGCUCUCCGACGACAUGGUGGAUGCAAUGCUCUACCACGUCGACUACAACAACGAUGGAUUUAUCAACCUGCAGGAGUUUUAUGGAUUGGUCAAUGUACCAGUGGACACCAAGACCAGGUCAGUGCUACAACGGACUCUUGUGGCCACUGCCUUCUCCAUGGCCCCACGCUCCCAGGUGUCUCAUGGAGAUCGUCUGUACAUAGCUGAGUACUCCUGCUGUCCACCUCCUCUUCUGGUGCCCCUUCUGUGUACUGCUGAGGUUGGGGUGUUUGUUUACUAUGCCGUGACUAUGGGUGAUGUGGGGCCCUACUCCCCUGUGCCUUGGUCCUCCCCACUCAUCUAUGACCCACGGAGGCGCAUGGAGGCCUGGCGUUUCAUCUCCUACAUGUUCCUUCAUGCUGGAUACAUCCACCUGCUGUCCAAUGUGAUGGUGGCACUCUUUGUGGGAAUUCCCCUGGAGAUGGUACACAAAUGGUGGCGGCUGCUGAUCCUCUAUGUGGCUGGGGUGCUGGCUGGCUCCUUGGCUGCCUCCAUGUUUGACCCCAAGUCCUUCCUGGUGGGUGCAUCAGGCGGCUGCUACGCCCUCAUUGCGGCCCACUUGGCCAACAUCAUCAUUAACUGGGGUGAGAUGCCUUUCAACUGGAUGAGGCUCCUUGUCAUCCUGGUCCUCAUGGCCACAGACAUUGGGGUCUUUGCCUUCGCAACAGUCACCCAGUCCACCACCAGGGUGAGCUAUGUGGCACAUCUGGCAGGAUUUGUGGCUGGGCUCCUGCUGGGGAUGGUGACCCUGAGGAACCUGAAGGAGCACCGCUGGGAGGUAGCACUCAAAUGGACAGGACUUGCAGUCUUCCUGGCCCUCAUUGCUGCUGCAGUAGUGAUACAAGUGGCUUAUCCAGAUGUGGUCGGCCUUUAUCCACCUAUGCCUGAGAACAGUUUCUCAGGCAAGCUGCUGGAUGGUGAGGCUGAAAUCUCACUGUAGAUCUGGGAUUUGGGUGUGUUUUUUUUUUUUUUUUUUUUUUUUUAGGUUAAUAUGCAAAUUUUGGGUUUUCAAGGGUAUAGUAGUUUUUCAAGGGUAUAGUAUGAAAAGAAAACUUAGGUGGAGAUUCAGGUCAAGUCCUUAAAGUGGAACUAGCUUAAGUUUGGAUGGUUUGUGUGAUAGAUGGCAGCACAAAGAGUCAAGUUGUGAAGGUUUGCUUAAUGUGUACUUUUGGACAGUUUGUGUGAUAGAUGGCAGCACAAAGAGUCAAGUUGUGAAGGUUUGCUUAAUGAAUACUAUUAAUAAACUUGCCAGAUAAGAUACAACCUUGGGAGCUAGCUGUCCAGGGUCAUCAAAUGUCAAGCACAUAUAUUACAGUCCAAUUUUUAAGCACAUCUGGUAUUUUGCCAGACCUGUCUGUGACUUGCAUGGUACCUGGUUUAUUUUCUUCUCUGUGUUCUACAAGUGCCUUAAAACAUGUGUGAUUCUUGAAUUAAAAAUGUGUUUUGUAGUGAAGGUUGUGGGAAAAAAACAUCUUGCUUAAUUUUUGUGUACUCACUCUUUUCAGAGGUAGCAGUAGUGGGUAUAAUUAGGUUUGGACUUUUCAUCAAUACUCUUGCAGAGGGCAUUUUUAUGGCUUGAUAUGGUAUAUGAAUCUCAUGCUUGUCUCUCUAAUGAUCUGUGGAUAACUUUGGUUUUUCCUUGCUGUUUGAUAUGGAGUGGGUCAUAACUUUGAAUCUCACAUUAAUCUGAUUGUUUUUUUUCCAAAUAGCAUCUUAUUAGUGUUUAGCUUAUGUGGCUUACUUCAUGAAGUUGUGUUGGAAGUUUUCAUGGAGUAACAUUUGUAGUGAGAACAACUAAUAUAGUUCUUAGGUUCAUGGAGGGGUAUUAGCUUAAAAACACAUACCUUGCAUCCAUUCUCUAGACACCUUAUAAUUGUAGAUAAAGAUUUGGUUGUGUUGGGAAGCAAAGGUUUUGUCAAAGCAGUAUCAGGGGAUGAUGGAUUUAUGCCUCCCACCUUGUUUUCAGUCUAUUUUGGAAAUGCAGUUCUUUAUUGAUCAGGAUAUAUAUAUAUAUAUAUAUAUAUAUAUAUAUAUAUAUAUAUAUAUAUAUAUAUAUAUAUAUAUAUAUAUAUAUAUAUAUAUAUAUAUAUAUAUAUAUAUAUAUAUAUAUAUAUAUAUAUAUAUUUUUUUUUUUUUAGAUGGGUAAUGCAAAGGAAAUUUCUGGGGGGAAUUCUCCCUUUGUUAUGAGGGAAUCACAUGCAGGCUUUUUUGUUAAAGAUGGAGUGGAUAACUGAAAAGAUCAAAGAUUAUCAUGAAACAUAAAUAUGAACUCCUUGAGCAGACCACAUCAUCCUUACAGAUGGGGACCAUUUCCUCUUCCAUACCAUUAGAUUGCUUGUUUUUCUAUUGUCUGAUGUUAGCAUAGUGUGAAAUUUGACGUCUAUGCUAUCUUGGUUUGUCUUCUAUGACAUUCUUCUUCUAUUCUAUGACUUCUUAUUGUAAAUAACGAGUUCAUCAUCACUAUAUUCAUGCACUGUAAUCCAUAUUAAUGGCUCUUAGUUUUUUUUUUUUGCAGCAUUUUUAUCAAAAAGGAUCAAGAAUAGCUAGUUUACUUAGAACUGUACAACUCUGGGUAAAGGUUUCAUUCCAACUUUUAGUUUUCAGCUAUCUAACAUUUUUUUCUCUUUUUUUUUUAGAAUUCUUCCAUCUUUGCAUUAGAUAUUACCUGAGCUGCACCUUUGAGUGUGAUGUUGUAGGUGUCAUUGUUUUUCCAUGUUGAAAAUAACAAAAGUCUUAAGUCCCAAGCUCAGAAUGAGUAUGAAGGACAAGCAAAGCCAAGCAGUAAGCAACAGACUGUUGGCUCCUGCUUACUGAUAGUGUGCAUCAGACACCUUGCUUCCCAGGUGACUUACAGACACAGGUGUGACUAUGACAUGCACAUCAGUUGCAUGUACCUUAAUAUUUACAGUAUUUUUAUAACACUUUUAUAACAUUUAUUUAACACAGACUGCUUUAUAAUUAUCUUAUGCACAUAAAUGUCGGUGUAUAAUCCUCACUGCAUGCAGUCUUUCUGGGAGACUGAAGGGAGUUUUGAUCACCCUAACAUUUCCAUUCUGUGUACUUCACAAGUCUUUCUAAUGCCACAUAAUGUACAAUCACAACACAAAAUUUAUUGAGACAAAUAUCAGCACAAGAAUGCAAUUUUGUUCUAAAUGUCCAUUUUUGUGAGUCUCUCAUUGCAGACAGAGACAAAAGUGUAACCUCUGUAUGGUGAAAAGCAGUGUGAUUAUACUGAUGCAAAACAAAUUAUUUCUGUAUGGGUGCAUCCACACAGUCAAAUGCUGUCUGUCAGACAAACACUCUUACCAUAUCACAAGGCAAAGCAGAUUCAGAAGCAAUAAAAUGAGGGAAGUUGAUAUGGCAACAUACAGUGGUACCAGAUGAAGUUUUAUACCAUAGUUUUUACUCCAUUCACCUGGCAAAGUCCAGCAGACAACGUUUGAAACUGAUGUCCGCUGGCAACACAGGUAUUUAAGUCAGUAUUAGUGUGGGCUCAGGAGACAGGGGUUUGUUGUCAGCAUCUAGUGGGGUACAUCAUAAUCAUGGUGCAUAAGGAGAUAAAGAAAAAAAGUUGACGGGGCAGGUGAGAUCUGAUCAGUUAACAUCCUCAGUUCAUCCAUAAACAAGUAACUUUGUUCAUCGUGUGCCUGGCAAUGUUGUACUUCCAUGCCUCUGUCCCGCCAGACGGUGUCUGAGGUUCAGAUACUAUGAAGAUGGGCAGUGUCCGUUACACUCCUUGGUACUCACUGCUGACGUUAUCAGUGCUCCUUUCCACUUUCCAUUGUUAACUGGUAAGAGGGAGAUUUGACAAUGUUUGACAGUGUGGAUGCACCCUAAGAUAGACAUCCGUGGAAAUUUGUAGCUACUGAUAUGUACUUUGUGAUUAGAAUAGUCUUUCAUGAUGUAGUGAGUGUCAUAGGAAUAAAUUAGUAAGUACACCAGGGUCUCAUUACAUGUGAGGGUUAUGUUUUCCAAAAACCUCACACAGAUUUUUUUUUGUAUGAAAUUUAUACUCAACAUUAAUCAUACAUUGCUUCAAGAUCCUGUCUUUUAACCACCAAAUGCUAAUUAUGAAAAUAUUAGCAAUAACAGUGCACUAAAGCAGCAUCAGAAGACAAGGAUCAUCUUAUAUUACAACAGUUGAAAAGACAGUUUUAUAUAGGAAAUACAAAAUUGUACUCACUUCAUGAUUGUUUGUGUAAAAGCUUUGAGAGACGAAUGGUUUCAAAGGUGGGCUGAGAAUGCAAUGAGGCAGGAGUGCGGAAGCCUCAACUUUCUGUGACACGUGAUGCAUUGAGGCUGCUGUGAAGUUGCAGCUGGAAUAGAGUGGUGAAGUGGAGCCGGGGUUGCACUUUUAAUCAAGUCUUCUUGAGGUGGUGAUGUUACAAAUAGUGAUCUAGAGAACUUGUCAUUAUUGUUUUGCCUACCACCAUUUUGCUUAAAGGUAUAGACCUUGUAGGGUGCCAAAGCAGCUUGAGGUGUGUGUCUCAUGCUCUCCUGCCCUCCCACCUCAGCACCAACACUACUGUCUCUCAUUGCCUUCCUCACAACUCAACUCAUAGAUGAUUUUUCAACACACAGAAUUGCUCUCACAUUUCAGGUGGUGACAAAUAUACAAAUCAAUACAACACAGUUUUCUGACCCUGGUGUAGAGGCUGAAAAAAGUACAAGAGGUGGGGCAAAUAAUUAUUACUGUAAUCUUUCAUGUUCUUUAUAUCUUCAUUUUUCUAGAUGUUGGAACAAUUUAAUGUAUCAGGGUUUUGAUGUAUUCAUGUAGAGCUUAGUUUGUGUAGUUGUGUUGUAUUUCUGUUAGUUUUGGAUAUUUGCUUGUAUGGCUCUGUCUACCUCCUGUUUGUCUGUCUGUCUGUGUCUGUCUGUUGUCCCCCACAUCCCCACCUCCCACAUUUUCUCUCUCUCUCUCUCUCUCUCUCUCUCUCUCUCUCUCUCUCUCUCUCUCUCUCUCUCUCUCUCUCUCUCUCUCUCUCUCUCUCUCAUUAACAGGCAAUCUCUCAUUAACAGGCAAUAACAUUUACCAACUGGUACCUAUAUUUAUAUUUAAGUAUAUUUAGAUAUCAAAAUUUUAUUUCAUAUGCAGCCAUAUCUUAGUAAUAUAUGUAUCUUGUACAUGCAUAGUUAGAUGUUUUAUUAACUUAGAUGCUUUUUAAUUUUUAUACUGGAUUUAUACUUUAUCAUAUAUCAUUAUAUAUAAAAUAUGUAAAAUUCCCACAGAGUCAGUGAAGAGUAAAAUGAAAAUAAAGAUCUGUGGAAAUAA